Messenger RNA from Schistosoma intercalatum, 428 nucleotides. Lineage: Eukaryota; Metazoa; Platyhelminthes; Trematoda; Strigeidida; Schistosomatidae. The record is from the annotation of a GenBank genome assembly.
GUCAACCGUGUUCCUCAACUAGUCUUCCUCAAAUAUCCAAGCAUUUUCACAACUACUUCGUACCACCUAUUUUUGAAAUCUACUGAUUGUUGGAUUGUGAAAUGACUGGCGUUCAAGUGACUUUUACUCCAUGAGAAUGCAUGAGGCCAGUCGAUGCUGGAGAAGGAGACAAGGAAGUUCACGUCUUCUACUACAAUAAACAGGAGAAAAAAUGUAUGCCAUUUAUCUACAAAGGUGAAGGAGGCAAUAGAAACAGGUUCUCGACAAUGCGAAAAUGUGAAGAGAAAUGUGUGAAGGGGAGAGAAAAAGAAAAGCCAAAACGCAAACCACAUACGCCAUCAUCACGAGGUAUGGUGCAAACCGAUAAAGGAAUAUAGACAUUUGGACCACAUAAUCCAAUCCACAGACAAAUAAACAUGCGUUUCCAA